CGUUGUAACGGUGCAGGCGAAGUGAUGAAUCCCGACGAGUUUACGGACAAGACUAAUGAGGCUCUCAAGAGUGCUCGCAAGAUAGCGAUGAGCAGUGGCCACGCGCAGUACACUCCUCUCCAUCUCGCGCACUCUCUACUCUCCCACAGGGGAAUAUUCUCUCAAGCGCUAUCCAACGCGGCGGGAGAGGAAUCGGCGAGCGAGGCGAAGAGAGUGUUUAGCCAAGCGCUGAAGAAGUUGCCCUCGCAAUCUCAUCCUCCGCACGUAGUUUCAGCCAGCUCGAGCCUCUUCAAAGCUAUCAACAAAGCACAAUCGCUCCAGAAGACGCGUCGCAACAAGCACCUGGACGUCCACCAGCUCAUCCUCGACCUUCUGGAAGAUUCUCAUAUAUCAUACUUGCUCGGUGUGGUGACACCGAAGGUGAAAUCAGAAGUCAAGAAGCUUCGCGGCAAGGAAGGAAGGAAAGUGAAAAGCGCCACGGGUGACAAAACCUUUCCGGCUUUGAAUACCUAUGGAGAAGACCUUGUGGAACAAGCAGGGAUGUUCAACCCGGUUAUUGGAAGGGAUAAGGAAAUACAAAGGGUUGUGAUGAUUUUAUCUAGUAGAAGUACGAAAAGAAACCCGAUUUUGAUUGGUGAACCGGGUGUGGGAAAAACUGCUGUGGUUGAAGGGUUGGCUCAAAGGAUCGUUAAAGGGAAAGUUCCUGGGAAUCUUGCUGAUGCUAGGCUCAUUGCAUUGGACAUGGGUGCGUUGGUUGCGGGUACGAAGUAUAGAGGGGAGUUUGAGGAGCGGUUUAUGGCAGUUUUGAAGGAGGUGAAAGAGGCUGAGGAGAAAGUUAUUCUGUUCAUUGAUGAGAUUCAUUUGGUUCUUGGUGCUGAGGGUUUCAUGGAUGCUGCUAAUUUGUUUAAGCCUAUGCUUGAGCGUGGUCAGUUGAGGUGCAUUGGUGCCACUACGCUUGAGGAGUAUAGGAAGUAUUUAGAGAAGGAUGCAACCUUUGAAAGAAGGUUUCAGCAGGUGUACGUGGCAGAACCAAGUGUUGUUGAUACUGUAAGUAUACUUCGUGGUUUGAAAGAAAGAUACGAAGGUCACCAUGGUGUAAGGAUUCUUGAUCAUGCUUUUGUUGUUGCGGUUCAAUUGUCUAGUCGCUACAUCACUGGUCGUCAUCUUCCAGACAAGGCAAUUGAUUUAGUUGAUGAGGCUUGUGCGAAUUUGAGAGUCCUACUUGAUAGUCAGCCGGAGGAAAUUGGCAACCUUGAAAGGAAGAGAAUGCAAUUAGAAGUGGAACUUCAUGCUCUGGAGAAAGAGAAAGACAAAGCCAGCAAAGCUCGUUUAGGAGAAGUAAGUGUUGAUGAUCUUACUAUGCUAAUUGUGUCAUUGUAAUUUGGAUUAUGUUUGUGUUACAACUAUUGUAAUUCUAUUGGCGCAAUUCAGGAAGUGGAAUCUGCAAUUCAAGAGCUUGAAGGGAACACUCAGGAAAAUGUAAUGUUGACAGAAACUGUUGGACCUGGACACAUUGCUGAGGUUGUUAGCCGCUGGACUGGCAUACCAGUGACAAGACUCGGGCAAAACGAUAAAGAAAGGUUGAUUGGUCUUGCUGACAGAUUGCACCAGAGAGUUGUAGGGCAAGACCAAGCCGUUAAUUCUGUAGCAGACGCUGUGCUGAGAUCAAGACCCAGGCUUGGGAGACCUCAACAACCAAUGUGCUCCUUCAUGUUCUUAGGUCCAACUGGUGUUGGAAAGACCGAGCUUGCAAAGGCCCUCGCUCAGCAACUUUUUGACGAUGAAAAUCAGUUGGUCAGAAUUGACAUGUCUGAAUACACGGAGCAACAUUUUGUUUCAAGCUUGAUUGGUGCAUCACCUGGGUAUGUUGGACACAAAGAAGGUGGUCAGCUAAUUGAAGCAGUAAGUGUUGUACUGUUUGAUGAAGUAGAAAAGGCACACAUAUCUGUGUUUAACACUCUUCUUCAAGUCUUGGAUGAUGGAAGGUUAACUGAUGGCCAAGGCCGCACUGUGGACUUUACAAACACAGUCAUUAUCAUAACCUCUAAUCUUGGGGCAGAGCACCUCCUUACUGGACUUUCAGGAAAAUAUUCAAUGCAAGCAGCUCGUGAUAAAGUAAUGCAGGAGGUAAGAAAAAAUUUUAGGCCAGAACUGUUGAAACGGCUUGAUGAAAUUGUUGUAUUUGAUCCUCUUUCCCAAGAGCAACUAAGGAAGGUUGCAAGGUUACACAUGAAGGAGGUUGCUUCUCGUCUAGCUGAGAGGGGAAUUGCAAUGACAGUGACUGAUGCAGUUCUUGACUAUAUCCUUAGUGAGAGCUGUGAUCCGGUUUAUGCUGCUAGACCAAUUAGGAGGAGGCUUGAGAGAAAGGUUCUGAUGGAGCUCUCUAGAAUGCUUCUGAAGGAAGAAAUUGUUGAGAACUCAACCGUUUACAUUGAUGUUGGUCCUGCGGGUAGUGAGCUAAUCUACCGGGUGAAAAAGAACGGAGGGUUGGCUAAUAACUCUGUAUGACCAAGAGAGGUUCAAGUUGAUGCUUUUGGUUUUUUUGAACAAUUUCUUUUCAUACUAAGUUGAUGAUUUUCUUCUUUUAAGCAACUUUUUUUCUGCAUGGAGUUGUUGAAGGAUGAAUAUCCCUAGUGUUGAAUUUUGUUUCAGGAAAUAAGCUAAAUAUAAACUGAAUGUUAUUUUC
Vigna angularis (adzuki bean) is the source of this 2686-nucleotide messenger RNA. RefSeq names its product chaperone protein ClpB1. Gene Ontology annotation, molecular function: ATP hydrolysis activity; ATP binding. Lineage: Eukaryota; Viridiplantae; Streptophyta; Magnoliopsida; Fabales; Fabaceae. Gene Ontology annotation, biological process: cellular response to heat. Gene Ontology annotation, cellular component: cytoplasm. The record is from RefSeq and is a predicted model, not a curated record.